CCCACUUCUAACUUUCUCCUCUUCCAACGUCUCUCUCUCAUACUUCGUCACUCUUUCUCACAAAGAAUUCGCACAACAAAGCAAACCCACAGUGAAGAAGCAGACUCUUUUUUUUUUCGGUGCGAUGUUAUGUUACAGAUCACUGUCAUUUUCACUUGUGUUCACCUUCCUCUUCUUCUCAUCUUCAAGUUACUUUCCCUCCACACAUGGAGCUCUUCACUUUCACCCCCUCUCACCACUACCCAGUUCAGGUUCAGGAAGUGAAAAUGGGGUUAAGUUUGUGGUGGAUUUUCCUUGGGAGGCAAGAAGGUCUGUUGUGGAAGGACCAAUUGGUGAGCCUGUUGAAGGCUCAACACUUGUUUUAGCUCCAAAGAGAACUUACAGAAAAGACCCUCUUGAUGGGUUCAAAAGAUACACUCAAGGAUGGAAUAUCAGCAACCACCACUACUGGGCUUCUGUGGGCUUUACUGCAGCUCCCUUAUUCUUCAUUGCAGCACUCUGGUUCCUUGGCUUUGGGUUGUGUGUACUGCUCGUUUGUAUCUGUCACUUUUGCUGUCAAAGGCGACCUUCUGGCUAUUCUAAAACAGCUUAUACUCUCUCUCUCAUUUUCCUCAUAAUCUUCACCAUUGCUGCAAUCCUUGGCUGUGCUGUUCUAUAUGCUGGACAGGGGAAGUUUCAUAGGAGCACGAAGAAAGCAUUGGAGUAUGUCGUAAAUCAAGCAGAUACCACCGUGGAGAAACUGAAAGAUGUCUCAGAUCAUCUUGCUUCAGCCAAGCAGAUUGGAGUUGAUAAAGUAUUUUUACCUUCAAAUGUCCAAACUGAUAUUGAUCUGAUUGAAACAAGAAUUGAUUCUUCUGCUAGCUCUCUUACUGUUCGGACAAAGGAGAACUCAGAUGACAUUAAAGAUCUCUUGGAUUCAGUGAGGUUGGCUUUAAUCACAAUUGCUGCCAUUAUGCUUGUACUGACGUUUCUUGGAUUCUUGUUUUCAGUUUUUGGCAUGCAACUUCUGGUGUACAUCCUGGUUGUCUUAGGGUGGCUCCUUGUUGCUGGCACCUUCAUUUUGGCUGGCAUAUUCCUUCUUCUUCAUAAUGUUGCUGGAGAUACAUGUGUUGCAAUGGAUCACUGGAUCCAUAACCCAACAGCUCAUACUGCAUUGGAUGAUAUACUGCCAUGUGCCGACUCUGCAACUGCCCAAGACACCUUGACAAAGAGCAAGGAAGUCACCUCUCAACUUGUUGAAGUGAUUAACCAAGUCAUCACCAAUGUCUCUAACAUUAACUUCUCCCCUAAUUUUCCAACAAUGUACUUCAAUCAGUCUGGUCCAUUGGUACCAAUCCUUUGCAAUCCAUUCUACUCUGAUUUGACAGAUAGACCUUGCUCUCCUGGUGAAAUCGACUUCAAUAACGCAACUCAGGUUUGGAGAAGCUAUGUGUGUCAGGUUUCUCCAAAUGGGAUCUGCACAACAACAGGACGCAUUACUCCGGCUUUCUUCGACCAAAUAACAGCAGUGGUAGAUGUCAUAAAUGGACUAUAUAACUAUGCUCCUUUCCUGGUAGAGCUACAAGACUGUACAUAUGUGAGGGAAACUUUCAUUGGCAUAUACAAAGAUCACUGUCCGGGGCUUCAGCAGUAUAGUAGAUGGAUCUACAUUGGUCUUGUAAUGGUUUCUACAGCAGUUAUGCUCUCUAUAAUCUUCUGGGUUAUUUAUGGUAGGGAGAGGCGUCACCGCAUCCAUAAAGACGAGCUUGUAGCUAAUUAUAUUCGAGGUUCGGAAAGGAACAAGGAUCGUUAGCAGAAACAACUCCAGAUUACUUCAUAUGGUGGCAUUUGUUGGGGUUGGUUUUUGGGUUUUGUAUGUAUUCAUGCAACUUGACUUGCCGCAUUUAUCUAUCCUUUCAUAUUUGGAUUCAUUUCCUUCUUACAACCAGGACAAUGUGUAAUAACUUGAAGAGAAGUGUUGUGGUUCAGCGUUUCUAUAAUUGUGGCUAAACCUAGUCACUUUGUACAAAUCUUUCCAUUUGUUGUUCAAGUAAUAGGGACAUUAUAGUG
Tripterygium wilfordii is the source of this 2049-nucleotide messenger RNA. RefSeq lists its product as uncharacterized. The record is from RefSeq and is a predicted model, not a curated record. The coding region runs from base 125 to 1792 and encodes 555 amino acids. Gene Ontology annotation, cellular component: plasma membrane; plasmodesma. Lineage: Eukaryota; Viridiplantae; Streptophyta; Magnoliopsida; Celastrales; Celastraceae. The transcript has 9 exons.